AUGGCAAUGCCUGAGCCCCUGUCGGAGGAUGGCUGGGAGCCACCCCUCAGCACUCCUCCUCCACCUCCCUACCCCCCCAUUGACAGCCCCGGACGCUUUUUUUACCCUGUCGGAGACAAUGCGACGGGGCCCCCAGCCUGGGACCUGGAAGUCUACUGCCAGAUGCUGCUGCAGGACUCAGUCAACAUCCCCCCAGACCAAAUCCCCUGGUUCUGUCUGUGCACACACUGCCAGAGCAGCCAGGGACCCAAAGGAGACCAAGGAGACCGGGGGCUGCCAGGAAGUCCAGGUAGCCCUGGAAGAAGAGGGAUGAUGGGGUUCAGAGGUCCUCCAGGUUUUGUGGGCCGACAAGGAGUCAAAGGACAGAAAGGAGAUGAGGGUGAGAAGGGAGACAGAGGACCCCAGGGUUUUAUGGGACCCAAAGGAGAGAGAGGCUUCAAAGGUGACAAAGGUGAGCGAGGUUUGGAGGGCCGUCCAGGCGACCAGGGUCUUAAGGGAGAUGACGGAGUUUGCCCAGAUGCCUGCGAGUCCAACCAGGCUCCCCCAGGACCACCCGGUCUACCUGGCCCUGCAGGACCCAGAGGUCUGCCUGGUAUCCCAGGACUGCCAGGGCACAAAGGCAUUAAGGGUGACAUGGGUGAUUUCGGUCGACCUGGUGCCCCUGGUUCUGUGGGUGAGAAAGGAGAACCAGGGCCCCAGGGGGAGUGUAACUGUACAGAUGGGGUUGAUGGGGGUCCAGGGCAGAAGGGGGAGAAGGGAGACAGGGGGGAGCAGGGACAGGCGGGGCUUGUGGGCCAGAGUGGACCAAAGGGGGAUAUGGGAGACAUGGGGAUGAUGGGUCCUCCUGGUCCCUGCAUGCCCAGCAUCCAGUCAGCCUUUGCUGCAGGGCUGACGUCCAGUUACCCUCAACCUAAUGCGCCCGUGGUUUUCUCCCACGUCUUCUACAACGUCCAGGGGGGUUAUGACCCCAGCACCGGCCUCUACACUGCCCCCAUCAAUGGCACCUACGUCUUCAGCUACCACCUCACCGUCUAUGAACGAGUUUUAAAGGUUGGCCUCUUUCAUAAUUUUAUACCGGUUGUCAAAACCACAGACACCAAAGUUUUAGGGACCACCUCACAUUCAGUUAUCCUUCACCUGGCCGUCUGGGACAGGGUGUGGCUUCAGGUGAAGGAUCUGGCCAGUAAUGGCAUGUAUGCCGGUCCUGAGUUCAGCAGUACCUUCUCUGGCUUCUUGCUCCACCCAGAUACAUGUGAUAUGGCCUUACUUAGAGCACCUAUUCCCCCAAUGACCACACCUGAGGUUGGAUACAGCUGGGACAACAUGCCUGAAUCCAGCACUGCCAAAGCCCCUACUUCACCUGCUGGUGGAGGAUCCAGUUAG
This is a messenger RNA of Chelmon rostratus (copperband butterflyfish), 1383 nucleotides long. Its product is annotated as inner ear-specific collagen. The transcript is spliced from 4 exons. Bases 1 to 1383 code for a protein of 460 amino acids. The record is from RefSeq and is a predicted model, not a curated record. Lineage: Eukaryota; Metazoa; Chordata; Actinopteri; Chaetodontiformes; Chaetodontidae. Gene Ontology annotation, molecular function: protein binding.